AUGCGCAAAGUAAGUGGAUUCGAUUCGACAUCCCACAGUCGCAGCAUAACACUCAACUUCGUGGAAAUCCAAUUCAGGAAGAACAUCGUAUGCGAGUACGUCCGGCUAGGUUUUGGUAGCAGUUCUGUAUCGGCUGCUGCAUCUGAUCCGGAGUGGUUCAGCUCUCCGGGGCAGCAUAAUCGGCCAGAUACCCAAUCCAUCGACUUUCCAACAUUAGUAUUUCUGGACCCCGGCCAUCUGCGACAUGGGCAGGUAGAGAUCGAGCGAACUGCACCGCCGGUGCCAACGCAUAUUCUGCGUCUCUUGGGCGAUAUGGACGAGAUUCGUGACAUCGCCGCCAGGUUCUUCGAGCACAUCCACCGGUGGAUGCCCUUCAUUUCCAAGAAACAAUUCUACAAGCUUCAUCUGCAGCCCACCUUCUCGUCACAGGCCAAUGUCGCUCUGUUGCUGCUAUCGCUCAAGCUCAUCACUACGAUUCUGCCCAUUGGGUCGCGCAGUCCCCGGAGUGCCUUAUACUACACCGUGAAACACUUUCAUCUCGAGGUCGAAGGCUCCAGCGACUUAUCGAUGCAAGUGCUGCAGGCCGGGGUUCUUAUAUCAUUGUAUGAACUCGGUCAUGGGAAUCUAUUCGGCCGCCUACUUGACUAUCGGGGCAUGUGCUCGUUAUGCAUACGCCCUCGGAAUCAGCGUCAGCCGGACGGUGUACACUAAAAAGGUCCUCACGUUGGUGGAGGCGGAGGAGCGAAGGAGAGUGUGGUGGGCGAUAGUCAUUUUGGACCGUUUCGUGAGUAUAGGCUGCCCCGGCAGGCCCUUCGCGACGGCGGAUCGCAAUUAGAUGAUCUUUUACCGGCAGAUUACAACGCAUGGGACCAAGGUGUAGCUUCUCGAUUGAGUAAAUGGCUCGAGUGCUAACUGUUCCCCGUAGGUUGUCCAAUCCGGUGAUCUCUUUACUCUAUCAUC
Molecule: messenger RNA, 960 nt
Organism: Aspergillus melleus
Lineage: Eukaryota; Fungi; Ascomycota; Eurotiomycetes; Eurotiales; Aspergillaceae
Product: fungal specific transcription factor domain-containing protein
Exons: 2
Coding region: 1-711 (236 amino acids)
Biological process (GO): DNA-templated transcription
Molecular function (GO): zinc ion binding; DNA binding
Source: RefSeq, a predicted model, not a curated record